This is a messenger RNA of Mesorhabditis belari, 786 nucleotides long. NCBI's taxonomy places the organism in Eukaryota, Metazoa, Nematoda, Chromadorea, Rhabditida, Rhabditidae. The record is from the annotation of a GenBank genome assembly.
AUGUUUGCAACUCGAAAACUAGAGUCAAAUAAGAAAAUGACGCACUCCGGCUCGAGACGCUUCGAAUGUGCCUGGUUCUACAAAAUCUUCGACUUGAUCUUCGGACUAUUUCAAUUUUUGCUCUUUAACUUCAGGAAAACGCAUCGAGUGUAUGCUAAACACCAGGUGGUUCGCUACAAAGAGGCCCCCAUGUCUCCAUUUAUGAUGCAACGAUUGACACUCGUUCGUCGCAAAAUAUUGGUGCUCGAUUUGGACGAGACGUUGAUCCACUCGCAUCACGAUGGGGUAAUCCGUCCAAUGGUCAAACCGGGAACACCGCCAGAUUUCACGAUUCGCGUCGAAAUCGAUCGACAUCCCGUGCGAUUUUCUGUGCACGCUCGGCCACAUGUUGACUACUUUUUGCAGAUUGUGAGCCAAUGGUUCGACUUGGUCGUCUUCACGGCAUCAAUGGAGGUCUACGGGAGCCAUGUCGCUGAUCGGCUCGACAAGGGACGUGGGAUGUUCAAGAGAAGGUACUUCCGUCAGCACUGUACAAUGGACUAUGGCGGUUACACAAAGGAUCUAUCAGCAAUUCACUCAGAUUUGUCGUCGAUAUUUAUUCUAGACAAUUCGCCUGGAGCAUAUAGAAAUUUUCCACAGAACGCGAUCCCCAUUCAAUCGUGGUUCAGUGAUCCGUCGGACACUGCUCUUUUGGCACUGUUGCCGUUCUUGGAUGCGUUGAGAUUCACGACCGACGUGCGCUCAAUCCUCAGCCGCAACAAUCAGAAUAUCCAGGCGCAAGUGUGG